AUGGCCAACAUCGACAUUGAGGGGAUACUGAAGGAGUUGCCCAGCGAUGGGCGGGUGCCGAAAACGAAGAUCGUGUGCACUCUGGGACCUGCGUCCCGGUCUGUUCCGAUGUGUGAGAAGCUGCUGAGGGCAGGGAUGAAUGUGGCCCGGUUCAACUUCUCCCACGGAACUCACGAGUACCACCAGGAGACGCUGGACAACCUCAGGAUCGCCAUGCACAACACCCAAAUCCUGUGCGCUGUCAUGCUUGACACCAAGGUCCGUCUCCGGCCGCACGCUCUUUUUAUAUCAUGUGGCGUAUGAUUAUAUCAUGGUGUUGACGUCACCCAAUUUCGGCACGUUCUAUAUGAAAUUGUUCAGCAUCUUUCCCUCUAAUGAGACCCGAAUUUCCCAUUUUUUUCACCUAAAACUCACAACCAGGUUUACUGUAUCCUUGAUUUGGCAUUUUCAUGUCAGAAAAAGAAGCAAUUUUCUUUCAUCGGUGAUUACAGUUUGUCAAAUUACUAUUUGAGUAAAUUUCUGAUUACGGUAUCAUUUGUUUUCAUGUCAACUUUGUAGGGGGUUUCUUACUCUGUAGAGGUUUAGGUAGGCAUUUUAGUCCUCAUAUUCUUUUAAAGAGGUAUUCAGGUAUCUCUGUUGAACCUAGGAACUGGCACGAAUUAUAGGCAUCAUCAUUUUACUGCUUGGCUACACUUUUACUGAAAUGUUUCAGCCUUUCAGACUGGGAAAUCAUUACAUUUGAACCAAAGUGGAGAUUCAAAAAUGAGUAUUUCAGAUCUUUCUAUUCAGUGUUUUUCGUGCGAUUUUAAACUGUGACAUAUCUGGGUUAAGUCUUUUCAGCACUCUCCAAAAAUGCCUUACUAACUGGUCAGAUGUUUUCACCUGUAUGAUUAACCAAUCCAGGCUGUUGUGGUAAUAAUUAUUUUCCCUCUUAGUAGAACGUCCCAAACAUGACAAAUGGUGAGGGACACCAUAUUAUGAAAUCUGCUUGAUAGGCCUGAAUAUUCUUGAGAUAAUACAUCGUUUGGAUGGAAAUUGGGCGUCUUCCACUUCAGUAUCUACUUCUAGUGAGCCAUAUUGUUCUGGUUCAUAAAGAGCACACUGUAAACGUAGCAUGAGAAAAUCUUGGUUUUCUACCUUAAAAGUUACAAUUACGUCGGAUGGCAUUACACCUUUAUGUGUUUGGUUGUUUGGAGUUCAUUCUUAAGCUGAUCCCAAUCCAUAUUAUCAGUUUUGUUGAGUGAUGGUCUCUGGAGUUGGUUCUAAUGUGUUCAUUCUUCUCCAGUAAUAUUUCCCUCUUUUUGAUAGUAAUUUUCCCAAAAGUGAUUUUAUUAUGUCCUGAUCCCAUGUAUCUGACUGCCCAUUUUCUCAGAACUAACUGUUUAAUCAUCUCUCGUGGUCAAUUCUGUUAGGUCACUAGCAGUACUUAGACCUCCAAGGUGCACUGCAUCCUCUCUUACAGAGCCAUCGUUGAGGGACAAAAAGAAUGACUUUAGAAACGAAUCUCAUCCCAAAUUUCCAGUUUGGAUCAGAAUGAACCUUCUAAUUUCAGCUCCAAGGUUGAGUAAUUCUGUUCAACCUUGCUGAUCCUCUAUUCCAGAGUCAACAAAAACCUCACUAGGCUUUGUUUUGCGCCACCAUUAUUGAGAGACAAAAGGGAACGGUCUCAUAGCAAAUGCCCCAUCUAUAUCAUACGUCAGCAUUUCUGCUGAUGUGAAUCGUCUUAAUUCAUCUCUGCCAUUAAACUCUUUACUUGGUAAUCAUCUUGGCGAUCCUAGAUCCUUCAUUUCAUCCUCAACUAAACUCUAUACUUGCUAUUUUGGCCACACCACAAUUCUCAUUUGAUAUGCAAGAUAUGAGAUGUACAAGUUAGUGCUGAUAGGUAAGACGUGGUUAGUCACUCAAAUAAGAAAGCCAGUGAGUAGACUUGUCGUGGCUAAGAUAAACUAUCAUAGUAAUCUGAGAAAGACAGUCGAAUUAUGCUCUCCUCACAGCCGGUUUGGCAACAUCUAAUUUACGAAAUGGAGUCUAUGGUAGGGAACAUCCGUCAAUCAAAGUACUGUAUGUUGAUCAAUGGGAUGGUUUUCAAUCAUAUGCUGUGCCAAAAAAGAAAUGGCUUUUAACAGCAGAAAUCUAUUUUCGAAUAGGGGUGAGUUAGAUGACUAAUGAAGCUGUAUCUACCUGGAAAUGUAGAUGGUGUUCUAAGUACAUUUGGAGAUAAAGUAAGAUUUGACAAUGAUCCAACUUUCUUGUAAAACCAAUAAGUUGUCUGGUUGAUUUCUUGUAUUCUUAUCUUUUGAUAGUUGUGGCUAUUUUGUGAGGGCUGCUGUCUUAGAUUCUGUGGAUUUAGUUGGUUGUUUUUAAACCUCUCAAGUAAGAGGGGAUAGUUCCUGCCCAAAACAUCGUAAUAACCGUCAAAACCUAUCCCCAAUAUUUGAUCCUUUUCAUAUCAGGGUUAAUCGGCUUGUUCUUGAUUUUGGUUUAUCUUAAACAUAGCUGGAAACUUGAUGGAACUUGUCUGAGAUUGUCUGGUCGAGUUAUCUACCUAUCGUUUUCUGUCUACAAGGAGUUUCCAUCAGUGUCUGUUGUUAUAUGCAUAUCAAACACAGGUAUGGUAUCUUCCAACGGAGUAUUCUCUGUGAAACGAUAAAAGUGUUUCUGACUAUCUGAUUAGCUUUCUACAAAUAGUACUAUUUUUCCUCCUAUUCCGACCUUGUUCUCUGUCUCUGGGAAUGUGGAUCCUGUCACCUUCUUUAUUGGGCUUUCACCUAAACAAGACAUGUACAAUUGAGUAUGAAAUCCAUUGAUGAACAGAAAAUCCUGGAUGGUAAAAAAAUAUUUUGAAUUUUGUUGGCCAAAGCAUUGCAUCUUUGACAAAAUGUUCCAUUAAGGAGAAAAAUACUUUGGAUGACUGGAUGGCGACUUGGGGAAAUUGGAAGGGUACUUAUUUUUUUGAAGACUUCUUAUAGUUGAAUUUGAUAAUUUACACAGAUAAUGGAAUUUCCGAUUUCCUCUCCCCCCCCCCUUUUUUUUUUUUUCCUUUUUUGAUUUGAUCGUGGCUUGCACAGUCCGUUCAUUCUAUCAUGGGUUCCUUCAAGAAUGAAGGGAUUUUUGUAACAUGUGGCCGAACCACCAAUUCUCUGCGCAUUGGCUUCCUGGGCCCUGGACUGUUACCAAUUCUGGUUAACCUCAUUCUUGACUGAAUGAAAAAAAAUUAAACCGGGUUCUGGUAAACUCCACUCUCCUCAACUAACCUCAUCUAUCCGUAGAGGAACCUGUGUAACCUGUAGAUAGAUACUGAAUCUGUAUCGAGUUUUGAUCACGCACAGGGUACUGAAACAGUGCCAAGCAUUACUGACAGUUGCAGAAAAGCUUCGCGUUUUAAUGUUUUAAUGUUGGGAUCAUAACCUUCUCCGAAAGUCCUUCUAUGUAAAUCCGUCGUGCGUGUUCUGAAGAGGUUCUAUCUUCAAAUCUGGCGAUCUUUGGUUCCUCAGGUCAUUCAUUACCAUGCUAGCUCUGAGAUUCAUGUACAAGAAUUGACGUUUAUUAGUGUGGGAUUCUAUUUCUUGCAGGUGUUUGUGAUACAGAUUGUUAAUGAACUUUCUUACAUCCUAUCAAUUCUAGUUAAAACUGUCUCCUCUUUCGCCGUAAUCAUUAUGCAGCGCCACUGAUUCAUGCUAUCAUAAUCUCACAGGGGCCAGAGAUCCGUACUGGGUUCUUGAAGGAUGCAAAGCCCGUCCAGCUGAAAGAGGGCCAAGAAAUCACAGUCUCCACUGAUUAUUCCCUCAAGGGAGAUGAGAAGACGAUUACCAUGAGCUACAAGAAGCUCCCCGUUGACUUGAAGCCCGGGAACACCAUCCUGUGCGCCGACGGCACCAUAACGCUCACUGUCUUGUCCUGCGAUCCAGGUGCCGGCACGGUGAGGUGCCGCUGCGAGAACACCGCCGUCCUCGGGGAGAGGAAGAACGUCAACCUCCCAGGAGUUGUCGUUGACCUCCCCACCCUUACCGAGAAGGACAAGGAGGAUAUCUUGGGCUGGGGCGUGCCCAACAAGAUCGACAUGAUCGCCCUGUCCUUUGUGCGGAAGGGCUCCGACCUGGUGAACGUCCGCCGGGUCCUCGGACCCCACGCAAAGACCAUCCAGCUCAUGUCAAAGGUUCUUCCUCUCACCUGGAUACUUCUUCUUCUUCUUCUUCUCUCUCUCUCUCUCUCUCAUGUAAAUCUGAGAUCUUUGAUCGGUGUUGAAGGUCGAGAACCAGGAGGGUGUGGUGAACUUCGAUGAGAUAUUGAGGGAGACGGACUCGUUCAUGGUGGCCAGGGGGGACCUGGGCAUGGAAAUCCCAGUGGAGAAGAUCUUCCUCGCCCAGAAGAUGAUGAUCUACAAGUGCAAUCUGGUGGGGAAGCCAGUGGUGACGGCCACCCAGAUGCUCGAGUCCAUGAUCAAAUCCCCGCGGCCAACGCGUGCCGAGGCCACCGACGUCGCCAAUGCCGUCCUCGACGGCACCGACUGCGUCAUGCUCAGCGGCGAGAGCGCCGCCGGUGCGUACCCAGAGAUUGCAGUCAAAGUCAUGGCCAAGAUCUGCAUCGAAGCCGAGUCCUCCCUCGACUACGGCGCCAUCUUCAAGGAGAUGAUCCGCUCCACUCCGCUCCCCAUGAGCCCCCUUGAAAGCUUGGCAUCUUCAGCAGUUCGAACCGCCAACAAGGCCAAGGCGGUGAUGAUCGUCGUCCUCACCCGUGGGGGCACCACAGCGAAGCUUGUCGCCAAGUACAGGCCUGCAGUUCCUAUCCUCUCCGUGGUCGUCCCAGUGCUCACAACGGACUCCUUCGACUGGACUGUCAGCGACGAGUCUCCGGCGCGGCAGAGUCUGGUCCACCGCGGCUUGAUUCCGCUGCUGGCGGAGGGAUCUGCCAAGGCCACCGAUGCGGAGUCAACGGAGGUCAUCCUUGUGGAGGCUCUAAAGUCAGCAGUGAAGAAGAAGCUCUGCAAGCCGGGGGAUGCCGUCGUCGCCCUCCACCGCAUCGGUGCUGCCUCCGUCAUCAAGAUCUGCAUCGUGAAGUGA
Spirodela intermedia is the source of this 5060-nucleotide messenger RNA. The record is from the annotation of a GenBank genome assembly. Lineage: Eukaryota; Viridiplantae; Streptophyta; Magnoliopsida; Alismatales; Araceae.